Messenger RNA from Aphanomyces astaci, 1350 nucleotides. RefSeq lists its product as hypothetical. NCBI's taxonomy places the organism in Eukaryota, Oomycota, Saprolegniomycetes, Saprolegniales, Verrucalvaceae. Gene Ontology annotation, molecular function: protein binding. The annotation marks the transcript as partial. Gene Ontology annotation, cellular component: nucleus; cytoplasm. The transcript has 8 exons. The record is from RefSeq and is a predicted model, not a curated record.
UAUGUUUCACCGCGAGGAGAAGGCGAGUGACUUGUGGACCGCCGCCAGGGAUGGCGAUAUGGACACUAUCACGCGCAUCCUCCGUGACGUGGAAACCACCAUCAACGUCAGCGAGAACGGAUCCACUCCGUUGUGGAUUGCAUCAAAGCAUGGUCACAACGACGUUGUUCGUGUGUUGGUCGACGUGGCACACGCCGUGGACUGGGUCAACGACGAUGGCGAGUCUGCGCUGUAUGCGGCAGCCCAGGAAGGCCAUAUACAUGUACUUGACACCCUGCUACGACACACCAACGUGAACUUGGCGAACGAGGUAGUACCGUGUCGAGCUCGGUCAUCAUUCUCCCCUAUUUCAUCCCGCCAUUCUUCGCAGGACGGCGCGACGCCGCUGUAUAUUGCAUCCGAGAUGGGUCAUGUCCAUGCUGUCCAGCUAUUGCUAGCGCAUGACGACGUCGAUGUGAACCAACCGAACGUGAACGGAGCAACUCCAUUACACGUGGCUUGCGAACGAGGACAUGCCGAGGUGGUGCGGCUGUUGUUAGCCGUAGCCGACUGCGCUGUAUCCGACAUGGAUGGAUGGACAGCAUUGCACGCUGCAACUUGCUCUGGCCAUGCCAACGUGGUGGAGCUGUUGCUAGCAUCUGGCCAGUUUGAUGUAUCGGUUCAGACCAAUGCCUGCGACACUGCGUUGGACCUUGCCACAGACGAAGGCCACGCCCGUAUCGCAGAAAUGUUGACUACAUCUACGCCAUCACAACUGGCCAUCUCACCAGACCACAUCCCACCUUGUUUAUGGCUACUGCAACCUGCCACGGGCUAUAACGUGUACCCGUUGUCCAAGGAGUUGCUCCAAUCCAAACAAAUGCAAGUUAUAGCUGUGGGUCCUAAUUCGGUGCAAAUUCGUGUCGAAGUUGCUGCGCAAUCCAGUGUAAUUCUCACGCUGCUUCCGCUGUUUCGUACUACACUGCUGUUUCUGACCGCCACUGCCCUUAUUACCGAGCACCAUCACCAUCACUCCUCUUCGUUGCCGUCGACGUUGAAUUUCUUUGAGUCGUUGCUGGCGAACUCGCCCAAUAAUGUCGUGCCAGGGCUCACUCAUGCCAUCGCCGCCAUGACGUGGCUGCACCAGAAGACUUUGCCACAAGAAAUGGCUGGAGAAAUGGACCAACGCCUGCAACAACUCGUGGCCUCCCUGUACAACUGUGAAGGCGUAGAUAUAUACAAAGCGACCACCGACCUCCACGACCUCUGGAACGCUUAUCAAGACAACCAAAGCACCGUUGAAAUACACCGCUCUGUGCUUGAGACUCUUACCAUAAUGGGAAAUAACAAGGCGUAAAAUGCCAAUCGAUG